GGGGGGGUGGUCCUCUGGGACCGGUUCCGGCGGUUUGAAGCACUUGUCCUAGGAGCUGUGUGUCACCAGAAUGAGACUUGUAAUUCUUGAUAAUUAUGCCUUGGCCAGUGAAUGGGCAGCCAAAUACAUCUGUAAUCGAAUUAUCCAAUUCAAACCAAGAAAGGACAGAUAUUUUACCCUGGGUUUGCCAACAGGAAGCACACCUUUGGGAUGCUACAAAAAACUAAUAGAAUAUCACAAGAAUGGAGACCUUUCCUUUAAAUAUGUAAAGACCUUUAACAUGGAUGAAUAUGUAGGACUUCCCAGAAAUCAUCCUGAGAGCUAUCAUUCUUAUAUGUGGAAUAACUUCUUUAAGCAUAUUGACAUAGAUCCCGAUAAUGUUCACAUCCUUGAUGGAAAUGCUUCAGAUCUACAGGCAGAAUGUGAUUCAUUUGAAAGAAAAAUACAAGAAGCUGGAGGAAUUGAUCUUUUUGUUGGAGGCAUUGGUCCAGAUGGUCACAUCGCUUUCAAUGAACCAGGAUCCAGUCUUGUAUCAAGGACAAGAUUAAAGACUCUAGCAAUGGAUACCAUUUUGGCAAAUGCUAAAUAUUUUGAUGGAGAUUUAUCAAAAGUGCCAACUAUGGCUCUAACAGUUGGUGUGGGAACGGUGAUGGAUGCUAGAGAAGUAAUGAUUCUCAUAACAGGUGCACAUAAAGCAUUUGCACUGUACAAGGCCAUAGAAGAAGGAGUCAAUCAUAUGUGGACUGUUUCAGCUUUCCAGCAGCAUCCUCGAACUAUUUUUGUAUGUGAUGAAGAUGCUACCUUAGAAUUAAGAGUUAAAACUGUGAAAUACUUUAAAGGUUUAAUGCAUGUACACAAUAAACUUGUGGAUCCACUGUACAGUAUGAAAGAAGAAAACUGAAGGACUGAGGUGAAAUUCUCCUUGAUUGAACAGAACAUUUUUAUAGGUAGUGAAUUAAAUUUCCUGCUAUGCAAUUUGCUAAAUAAAACAAAUUCAGAGGAUUGUAAUUGAAAACUCCAGUAUCUACACGUUGUUAAACAUUCCAUAAGAUGAGAACUUAAGUCCAUUUUCCCAGCAUUUAAAGCUUUGGAGAGCUUUCACAGCUAUGCAUUAAAGAUACUACAAAUCAGAAAUUAAAAAGUACAUAAUUCAGAAUAUAAUUUGAGAAAGCAAAGAUUUUGUAAGUCAUUUAUUUAUAAUUUCUUCUCAAUACUUUCCUAACCUGUCAAUAGUCAAACAUAUGAACUAUAAUAGUUGUACAAUCCUUACUUUUGGAAAAGCUGUGUUUACAUUUUUUAUGUAUUUCACACAAGCUUUUGCACGUGGUUGCCUUAAAAAGCAUCUUACUACAGUAACAGUUGGGCAUUUCAAGUCCUGUUAUAUUAUGCUGGUUAAAGAAACUUAAUUUGAUAUGAGAAGACAGUGCCUAUAUAGUUUUACUUCCUUUAGAAAAAAAUCUUUUCUUUAUCUUUUUAUGUGCAUGUUUUUAUGCAGCUUUUGCCACAACACUUUUAAAAGUGUGUUUUUCGUUUACUCAGGUUCAGGCUUUUAGUUAAAUAUGUACUUUGGUAAUUAUGAUCUUUAUAUCCAAGCAACAUAAUUUUUUAAGCUUGUUAAAACUAUGUCUAUGAUUAGCUUAUUUCAUAAUAAAUCAAUAUGAUUAAAAAGGACAGGCAUGCAUAAAAUGAAUUAUGUUUUGCAUUACAGUAGCAACUUGAAUCAUUUCUUACUUUGUGAGCUCAAAUAUUAGUAUUAUUUUCUAACUUUAAGCUUAUCAUGUAUAACUCUUUACAAAUUUGACUUCCAAAAGAUGAAUGAAAAGAAAUAAAUGUGCUCUGGAUGCAUUCC
This is a messenger RNA of Gracilinanus agilis (Agile Gracile Mouse Opossum), 1849 nucleotides long. RefSeq names its product glucosamine-6-phosphate deaminase 2 (gene GNPDA2). The record is from RefSeq and is a predicted model, not a curated record. Gene Ontology annotation, molecular function: glucosamine-6-phosphate deaminase activity; identical protein binding. Bases 71 to 901 code for a protein of 276 amino acids. The transcript is spliced from 7 exons. Gene Ontology annotation, biological process: D-glucosamine catabolic process; carbohydrate metabolic process; N-acetylneuraminate catabolic process. Gene Ontology annotation, cellular component: cytoplasm. Lineage: Eukaryota; Metazoa; Chordata; Mammalia; Didelphimorphia; Didelphidae.